Molecule: messenger RNA, 10999 nt
Organism: Acipenser ruthenus (sterlet)
Lineage: Eukaryota; Metazoa; Chordata; Actinopteri; Acipenseriformes; Acipenseridae
Product: coiled-coil domain-containing protein 30
Exons: 28
Coding region: 1598-5443 (1281 amino acids)
Source: RefSeq, a predicted model, not a curated record
ACUGUGAGAUGAUGGCAAAUGGUUUGUCCCGUUGCCAAGGCUCCCUGCGGCCUCGGCAACUGCGUUCUGCGCUCGGCUGUGGAGAUAAGCGCAUCCCUGGAGCAGAAAGCUGUCCCCUGGCCACAGGCAGUGCUAACCUGGCAUUUCCAAGAACCGCGCCAUGAAGACGGGAUCGGGCAGGCAACGCUACAGCCCGCAGAAAUAUCAGAUCGUGAAGUCAGCAUCCCCCGACCUUUGAAAACGGUCUCUGGCUAAACAACACAGCGAGUGCAGAUACUGCUGAACCCCCAGAGCCGCGGAGGAGCGAAUCCAAGGAACGGGGAUUACUGAUCCGGGCUUCCGCUACUGAAAACGGGGUUCGAAAAACACAAUUUCUCACAAGGACGCUGUGUUCUCCGUCUAGAUUAGUAGACAGUUACUGCUGUGUUAACAUACACAAGUUGUUGAGUACAGAUAACUGUGCCCUUGCUCGGUAAGAUUUGAUUAAGACGCGAUGCAGAUACAGUCAACACACCAACCGAAGACUCCGUAGAUGUCCCGUAUUGAGUCCAAUGCCAUUGGACUCAAUAGUCCAACAAUGUUGUUGUUAUUGUAUUGGAUACAGUGUGCACUGUGUACAACGUAAGGACAAAAGGACCUAACUUAAAAUCGCUACACCGGCAAUUGCAACUUGAACUCCGCACCCAGGUACAUCUGAUGCAAAAGGGAUUUUUUUUUAUUUUUUUUUUGCGGAAUCUGUAACAUUACGAGUAAUUGGAACGUCUUUAAAUUUAAAUAAACACAGUCGCACAAGUAAAACUAACUGGGAGACCAAAACUAUAAUCUAGAGCAGUUGUACAAUACUAUACUCUAGACUGAAAACAUAGCCUUAUUUGGGUAUCGGUUUGACUGUGACAGCUGCAGUACCAAAGCGAAGAAAAUUGAACUGAGGAUCUCGUAAGAAUGAUUUAAGGCUUCAGCACUCCUGCCUGAAACUAAAGCAACAAACACUUAAACUGGGCUGUUCUGUUAAAGGGUGACUCGCAGCGUGUUUCAGAGCAAGCGUGGUGGAACAGGGGUGUUUUGAAGUGGGAUACUAAGACACCUCACCGUGAAGCUGCUGCUCCCCAUUCACCCUGACAAUACCAGCGACUUCCACUCUCUAACCCUCAUACAGGAAGAGUUUUUAUAAACUUUUGUAUUAAUAUAAAAUUCUGGGUGCAGUAAUACAUAUACUUAUUGUUGAAACUUAGCAAACUCACACUGUUAAAUUAAAAAAUAAAACCGCUCAGAAGUGAAUGUUGCGGGUUUGUGAGUGUUGAACUACAGGUCUUUGUACGCGUUAGCUUCAUGCACCAAAGGAUUCUCUGCACUGAAUGUUUGCAAAGAUCUCUCUGAGGAGAGUUAAAUAAUUGAUCUCAUUGUAUGAGGACGGACACAUCGAAUUACUUUUUAUAGAAGUGUGAAUUUAACGAGGGUACAAAUAAAACCACUCGACUAUAUUUAGUUGCACAGCUUUUUUGGAGCUGGUACAACCAAUCUCGAUAAUUCACACACCAUGGACUGUUCAUACAGGGUACGCUUGUAGGAGGGUUUUCUGUAGACCCAGCCAGAAGCCAUGGACAAUCCUCAACAGGAGCAAGGUGAGCUGGAUGACAUCCUCCAGAGGCUGAGGGAGGAUGGGCAGGAGCCCGGGGCCACGGCGGACGAGCAGCUGCGUCACCUGUGGCGUCUGUACCUGCGCAGCGAGGGCAGCCUGCGCGCCCUCACUCAGGACCUGGAGGAGGUGCGCUCGCAACAGGUAGCAGAGAUGAAAGAGGUGGAGAACUAUGUGGAUCACAUCCGCAACCUGUCUGAGGAACGCGAGGCCCUGACCGCUGAGUAUGAGCGAGAGAACGAGCAGCUCCGUGGGGAACUGCAGCAGCUGAGGCUCGAGCAAGAGGCCCAUCUGAAGGAGGUGGAGGAGAUGCUGGAUCAGGAGGGCCUGGCUGAGAUCUCCCACAGCAGCCCCAGUGAGCAGAUCGCCUACCUGCUGGUGGAGAGAGCCACGCUCCUGGAGAAGCUGGAGAGCGCGGAGAGGAAGCUGGACUCCCAGAGCUACACAGGCAGCCUGCGGGAGGUACAUCUGCAGGAGGAGCUGGACCAGAUUCGACAGACACUUGAAGAGGAGCUUCGGCAGCAGAGAGAGUCCAUGCAGCGCACCAAAGAGACCAUGAACAAGGACCCCCUGUCCCCAACCACGAGCUCCUGGAAGAAGCUGUUUGGAGUCCGUACGGCAGCACAGGGCGCCCAUGCUGGUGCUUCAGUAUGUCCAUCUUCCCUCCUGCUACCUGCACUAGAGCUCUCUACUGACCACUGUACAACAGCCCCAACCCACGAUGCCGAGCUGUCGAGUGAGCGGCGGCGGCGGGAGUGUGCGGAGCGGGAUCUGGACGAAGCGUCUCGCCGGCUCUCCAUGGCGCACGAGGAGAUCCGCAGGCUGACCGACGAGGUGGACAUCGCCAGGAAGGCAAGCAGUGACCCGGAGCUGCAGAGAGCACGUCAGGAGGUGGAGCAGCUGCGAGUGGAAGUAGAGGAGCUGAAGGAGAGCGACCUGCUGGAGCUGCAGAGGGUCAAGGAGCACAACGUGAGGCUGGAUAAAGAGAUCCUGUCUCUGCGGAGCCGCGUGCGCUCGCUGGACUCGGAGAGGAAGACCCUGCUCCAGACGGUGGAAAAACUGAAGGAGGAGGUGCAGCAAAACCAGGUCAGAGAGACUGUGUCAGAGCUUGAGUCUCUGCCUCUACAGCUGGACCAGGUCAAUUCAGGGCUUCAGCAACCAUGUCUCUCAAAGACUGAACCCAAACUCCUCAGCCAGGAUCGCGCCACUGCUUCCCUGACACAGGCAGCGUGUGCUGGAGACACAGAGAACGAUGCCCACCAGCAAAUCCAUGAGAGGUGUCGUCAGGAGCUGCAGGACCGGGGCUGCCAGAUUCAGGAGCUGCGCAGGAAGCUGCUCAAGCUGCAGAGAGAGCAUGAGGAGCUGGGGGAGCGCAACGAGGAGCUGGAGUCCAUCUUGGGAGAGACACAGAACCGAACCAAAGAGGAGAGGGAGCGAUUCGAGAGCGAGACUGAGGGGCUGCACAGGAAGAUCACAGGGCUGGAUGCAGAGCUGUCCAGACUGCGUAAGAAACAGCAGCAAUGGGAGGGGAAGGGUGUGGCUGUGCCCAGCUCUGAGAUGAGUGAUGCAGAGCAGGCCCUGCAGCAGCAGCUGAAGAGCAGCCGGGACAGGGAGGCGGUGUUGGAGGGGUGUCUGACAGAGGAGAAGGAGUGGAGGAAGCAGCUGGAGGCGGAUCUGAGUGCUGCACAGAGCACGCUGAAGAAGAGCAAGGAGGAGCUGCAGCGGUGUGGGGCAGAGAUGCAGAGUCUCCGUGCCUCAGUGGAGGAGAGCAGCGCCCUGAAUGCCAGCCUCACCCAGGGCCGGGAGGAGAAGACCCUGCUGGAGAGGAAGGUUUGUGAGCUGGAGCUGAGUGCAAAGCGGCUGGAGGGGGAUGUGGAGCAGCACAGGGCAGCAUGCAGCCAGGCCAAGGAGGAGCUGAGGAAGUGCAGGGAGAGGGAGGCAGAGCUGAGAGGAGAGCUGCACAGAGCGGAGGGGGAACACAGCACAUUGCGGGGGGAGGUGCUGGAGAGCCGUGCCCAGGGGGCCUCCCCGGAGCAGCGGCUGAGCGAGAGUGUGCAGGAGCGGCUGGGCCUGGAGCUGCAGAGCCACAGACUGAGGCAGGGGACAGGGAGGGAGGCCAACCCAGAACAGCCCCAGCACAGGCCCUCCCACAGAGUUACGGGGGAGGGAGUCAACCAGCUGGUCUCUCUGAAGGUGGAAAUGGGUCGCCUGCAGUCCACCCUGGAGGAGGAGCGUCUCCUAGCCAGCCAACACCAGCUCGCCCUGCAGGCUCAGAUAGGGGAGGGGCAUGGCAGGGCCAAGUCCCAGGAGAGCCUGCUCCAGCAGAUGGGGGAGGAGUGUCGUCAGCUGAAGCAGGACCUGCAGAGAACGCAGAACCUGUUCUCCUCGGCGGAGAGAGAACUGCGAUACGAGAGAGAGAAGAACCUGGACCAGAAGAGACACGGUGCUCUGCUGGAGCAGGAGAACACCAAGGUGAAAGCUGAGCUGAAGCAGGCGCAGUCACGGCUGGCAGGUGUGGAGCAGGCCAGCGCGUCUCUGAGCGCGGAGCUGGAGAGCAGCCAGCAGAGAGGCCGGGAGCUGGAGCUGGAGCUGCUGCACAGGACUGAGAGCGUCCGAGUCCAGCGCAGCCUGCAGGAGGAGCUUAGGGCAGAGAGCUCCCGCCACGUCAGCGCAGACAAGAAGGUCCGGGAGCUCCAGCAGCAGCUGAAGGGAGCUCAGCACCAGCUGCGCCUGGCAGAGACCAGGGUGCAGGAGAUGGAGCAGCUGCAGAGAGAGGCUCGAGACAGCACAGAGAGCCUGGCCACGCUGAGAGGCAGACUGCAGGAGGAGCAGCUCUGCAGGAAGCUGCUGGAGCAGAAGGGGGAGGAGCUGCAGCAGCAGCUGCGCUUGCUGAGGGAGAAGGAGGCGUCUCUGAACCGCAGCAACACCGAGCUGAACCACCGGCUGCACCAGCAGGGGGCGCGCUUGAGCGUGCUGGAGGAGGAGCACAGCACAGUAACAGAUGAGCACCAGCACAGCCAGAAGACCAAUCAGAAUCUGUCUGACCAGCUGUUGUCCUGCCAACAUGAGUCAGAGAGACUCCAGGAGGAGCUCCGGCGGGUUCUGCACCAGCUGGACUCACAUGUCAGACGGUACAGCGAGAAGCAGGCCAGGCACAAGGCGAAGCUCCGGCGAGCAAAGGAGUUUUUCCUGAGAGAGACCGUGGAGAGAGACGGCAGAAUCAGGAAUCUGGAGAAGGAUCUGAUGCUGGCAAGGAGCCUGACCGAGAAGGAACAGGAAUGGAUUAGGAAAGUGACAGAUGUGAAUGAGAAACUUCUGGUGGAGAAACGGGAGCUGUUGAGACGUCUGAGCGAGGAGGAGGAGUUGGGGCAGACCUGCACUCGCACCAUCUCCACCAGACAACACAGGUUGAACUGCCUGGAGGAAGAGAACAGGCAGCUCCAGGAUAGAACCCUGCGGCUGUCCAAUCAGGUCGGAGCGUUGGAGCGCGCUCUGAGGAGUGUCCAGUCUGUCUGCAGUAUGGAGGAGCUCAAGAAAGCCUUUCCCACCGAGAGCCUGCUGUUGAACGGCAGCCUUCUGCAGCCCAGCAACCCCAGUCUGAUGGCAGGGGGGUGUGACACUCUGGGGAUCCUGGAUGCGAUCCGCAGGGUGAAGGCCAGCGAGCCGCCUGAGAGCCUCAAGUCCUCCUUCUCCACCCCCCGCUCCCAGCCCUCUGACAUUGGAUACCUGAACCUGAGUUCCCCCGCAGCCAGGCCAGGCUCCCAGGACCCAGACGAGAGCCAGAGCCUGGGCAGCGACGAGGUGUGAGCCCCCUGGAGGGACAGCUGCCCCGGGUACUAGGGACCAGGAGGGACACAGGGCAGGCAAGAGGGACCAGGAGGGGCACAGGGCAGGCAGGAGGGACACAGGGCAGGCAGGCCUAUCUCUCCCAGGCCUUCUCAACUCCAUGCUGGAAAUCAGCUCCCCUGGACUGGAAACAAAGCUGACAGGAGCCAAGCCAGCGGUCAGUCAGUUGAGUUUCACUUCCAUGACAAUUUGCCCCAGACUAGUUAGUGUUGAGAGAAAUCAUGUCAUUGUAAUGAGCCAGUCCAGCUAAAGGAAUUAAUAAAUAGAUGCUUGCUGUAUAAAAACUGUAUGCAAUGUAGGAGACUCUACUAUGUAUAAUCAAACUGACAUAACCGUUGUCAAAGCAGCAAAUCAGCAGAACACGCCAGGCGUGCCCAGAAUAACUCCUGCCUCUUAGACAGGUGUUAUAUUUAAAUGAUCAUGAUGAGAAAUUCAGCGUCUGUUUCUAUUUUUUUAAAUGUUGUGACAAUCCGUGUGACUCCCAGUGUUUGUACAGGGAGUUAUUUCCGUUGGACUAAACUAAAGCACUUUCAGCAGACAGGAGAAACUGCCUGCCCAGGUUUACAAGUAUUGAGAAGAAAACUUCAACAAAUAGGAAUCCUAGAACACCGACACAGGAUUUAGAGCAGAGCUUUAUUUAAGGAUCUGUUAUUAAUCAAGUGAUUAACAGUCCAAUAUUAUGACUAAUUAGAAAGGCUGUAGCAGCCCUGUAAAAACAAGAUAAGAAGCAUUAUGACAUGAGACUAUCUGUGGUAAUCAACUUUCAUACCUUGUUAAUAUCUUCGUUGAUCAUGUUUAUAGAUGCUUUUUAAUAGAUCCUUUUUUUACAACGAGAAGUGUUCUUUAUUUUCAUAUCACAAAACUGCCGAUAACAGAUUUCAUCCCAUCAUGAACUGCUACCACUGCUUCCCCUGUAUUUAUUCAUAACUUGCUUGUGUUUUUGGACUGUUGCCCCAGUCAGCGGUACAGUACAAUACCGGUACAGCACUGUGUGCUGAGUGCACUACAUGCGGUCUGGUGUGCUCCAUUGUAACAAGGGUACAUUUCAGAUAUGGUAAAUAGGAAACAGAAAAACUCCCAUGAAAUACAAUGAAACCCGCCUAAUAUCACUCCUGUUAAUGCCACCCUCUGUGUAUUAUCACCCCGUUGAAAAGCCCCCAACACUAGAAUAUAAGGCGAGUCAGUGGGGACAGGCUCCUGAUAACAAUAGGCCAGUUUUUACAUGUUGCUUUGUUUCACGUGAAUGGACAAUGCGCGUGAAACUUGGCAGGGAAAGCUUGUGAAAAUGUCCCAAAAAAUGCACUCCGUAUUUUGCCGUGACAGCCUCAAUUUCUUGUGAGAUUCCAGGAAAUGCUCGUGAAAUCAACGGCCACUUAAGAACAUAAGAAAGUUUACAAAAGAAAGUUUACAAACACGAGUUUCUUGUGAAAAUGUUAAUUAGCUCGUUCAAGUCCUUUCCAAAAGCCGCUAUAAAGUCACAUGGGAAUACGUAAGUUACCAUGGUCCAAAGAUAGCAGCAGGGAAGCUAAUGUUUUGUUUGCAGUAUUUCACUUAUCAGAUUGAUGUUGCAGAUAACCCCACUUUUUCUCUCUGUGUUCCCUAGAACUUAUCAUAAUGCUAAUCAUACAUGGAUCUAAAUGUGUUUGCAAAGUGUCAUACAGAUUAUAUUUACCAAGUUUCUGUUUAAAAGAUGUUUGAUAAACUGCAUCAUGGGUUUGUGAAUUCAGGUGGUUACAGCUACUGUAACACCUCCCCAGUCACGUAAGCAUACAAACGCACCACAAACCUGCCUUUAAUUCCAAAAUAAUCACAAGAUGUAGCAAGUGUUGAUUGUAAAAGUACUAAUGUAGCCUGACUACGCCAGUUCAGUGCGACAAGGCACCGAACAAAUUACAGAAGAUCCUUUAGGUUUUUUUAUUCAGAUAACGGAUCAAAAAAUGUAAGAACAAGGUCACCAAGAAAAUCACACAGAUACAUUUUAACAAGCGUUUGUUUAUUGUAAACUUCCAAUAGCAACGCCUAGUUUCAAACGGUACUGAUAUAAUAAAGCAACCAUUCCAUUCACCUAUUAACAGGUGGCAAGAUUUCAAAUACCCACACCACACACACACACACACACACAAUGUCCGUGCAGAGAGAGCGAGAGAGAAACCAGCAUCACAAUAUAGCCUAUUCUGUGCACUUCUUAAACUCCAAUCGACUACCAAAUAGGCUAAAACACUCGGGCCGUUCGCGCUCAUUAUUCAACACCGGCAUACCAUCAGCCCAAUACUUAUUGUCGGGAUGCUCCAUUUACUGGUCCAUCUCCGUCUCUCUCACUCGUCGGUCCCCCCUCCUGCACAGACACACAAACCCCAGGAUGGCCAUCCCGUUUGUAAAAACAUGUGCUAUUUAUAUUCAGGUGCGUAAAUUGAUCAAUAAUUCAAUUACUAGGUACUCAACAGGGCAAACCUAGGGAAGCGGGUGGAGAAGCCAACAUAACAUGAUACAAAUCAAUUAUCAAAAAGUGUCAGACAACACAAAACGUGCACUAAUCAAAUAAAAAAUAAUUUUAUAAAAAUAAUAACAUGCAAGUGUAAAAUAAAUUUGAACAGGGCAUUCUUGACCCUGUUACACUACUGUACAGUACUUCAGAAUACACUUGCAAAUAGCUUUCCAAUCAAACAACUUUAUGUAAUAUACUAUUAAGUACUAUGUUUAAAUGUGUAUAACUAUAGCAAUUUCUCCUAGUUCUGUCUGAGCAAAACCCGUGUCCAUCCUCCACUUACGUCCGUUGGAGCGAUGAAGAGACUCGGGUGUUAAUAUCCAUAAGGGAAGGGGAUAUGAUGAGGCAGCUUGAUACAGUGCACAACACAAACACUCUCAAAAUAAAAUGUGGUGUGGAAUUUUUGUAACUUAUUUCUCGGAAAUCAACAAUACUACUCAAUAUUCCAAUUCUUUAUUUAGCAGAAGCAAUCAUACAAGUAUAGCACAAAUUAGAAUGCUGUAUUUGGUAUAACGAGAUACAAAAUAAGCCAAUGAAACACAAAUGUGAUACAAAAUAAAAGUACACCGUCUGGUUACAAAAAUAAAGAUAGCCGUGCAUCUCUAAUAGCAGGACCCUCUUCAUAUUGCUGUUGUACAAUUCUUGCUGGAGGCUGAGGUAUGCUUCAGCCUCCAGCACAAUUGUGCUUCAGUAGUAUCCGCCACCUCCCUUUCAAUAGCCCAAACACCUGUUCAACCACCACUCGGAUUUGGCCUGCUGAAUAAUGUUACGUUAACAUAUUGAAUUAAAUACCGCUUUGUAGUUUUCCCAUAUACUUAAUGAAAAACUAACAAAAAUAAAGGGAAGCACAGAGGCUGCAGGGUAGGUUAUUGUGCAGCUGAACAGAGAAAGAAGUAAUUGAGACUAAUUCAAACUUUGCUGUCUCUCUCUAACUAGUGAGCAGAAAAGAAAAAAAUGUGAUGAGAAAAUAAUCCACUUGUUAAAGAUGAAUAUAGUAUUUCCACUCUAGUAGGCUGUCUAGUAUUUCUGAUUUCCUUCUGCUGAUUGUGGCUCUUUAUCUAGUCUUGUGUUUUGAUUAAAAGCUUGUGCACAAGGCAAGAGUCUUACAGUAACUGAGGGAUGCAAUUGCUUGAUCAUCAUUAAUAAAUGAUUGAAGAACUUUUAGAUGGUGUUUUUUUUUUUAAUAAUAGAUGAAUCAUCACCCUUGUGCGUUCCAGGCUGUCUCCAGUCAUCCUGCCGCCACCACAGUGAACCCAUUAUCAGUGCGGGCUGUUGCUCAGCUUAGAAAUAUCCUCUAAAUGAUAUUAAAACAAGCCCACAAUAAAACGCAAGUAGAGACUGGAGUAGGGAGUACAUUGCAGCGCUAUGUGUGUGUGCAGAAAGAAGGUUGUGAUCUAAACAGUAUAUUUGAAUGCAGAUGUGACUGAUGCAAUGGAAGUACCAUUGGGACAGCACGUGUUCAUCAUUAAAGUUAACUUGGGUGUCAUAUAAAAUAUCUUACUAACCUGUACAAGAUGUUACUGUUGUGUAAUUUGGAUUACUCAAUCUUUAGGUUGGGGGACCUGCUUAAACAUCAACCUUUUUCUCAAUUAGAAACUUAGAAGAAUAGAAAACUAUCAGGCUACUAGGAUUGAAAUAAUGCAAUGUCAUGAUUAGUUCAGAUGAGAUUAGCUUCUGACCUGCCUUCAUGCUGUUGAGAAGGCGUCUCUAUGUCUUCAGCAGUAUGAAAACAUCCAGCACUUGAUAACAUGGGACUUGUUUCUUGUGGAUUUACAGCAGUAGCGUUUGCACCUCAAUGUCUUUUCUGAAGAAGCUCCUAUUCAAGUUCUCAUUGCAAUGUAUAUGACAGAGUAUGACAGACUGUCCUCAGAGUUCCAUGCUCAUGUGUCAGUGAAGGUGCAGCUGAUAUGCCUGAAUAUGAAGACACACUGUAUUAGAGGUUUAAUCAUUACCUGAAUGCUGGACAAUGUCAGUAUAAUGGGAGAUUUAUUUCAAGAAGACAGACAAUGACACUGUCUUGGAGCAUUAAGCAGUUUGGAGAACCCAAAGACAUUGGCCACAAUUUGUUUGAGCACACAGUAAACAGUGCUAUGUGCCAGAUUGUCAUGGGUGCAAGUUUACACACAAUGGGCCAAUCCUUGUGAAAGCAAUAAGCUCAAGCUCUCUCUCAAAGAGCAGCUUGCUAUGGGAAUGACGUAUCAGAGGUAACUUCUGCAUUCUUCUUGUUUACAUUCACUUUGUAUAAUUUUCUGUUUUAGUUGUCUCAUCCUGGUGACUUUGUAAUCAGAGAAAAUCAAUACAGUUCCCAGAAUCCUGUCUAAACUCCACAUCAGGUACACCAAAGUGUUACCAAUAACCUGUUCCUCCAACAGCCUAAUGUUUGGAGGACAUAACAUUUGAUCUAAGAUGUACAUUAGUUAAGAUAGCUCUGAGGUGAGAACGAGCUGACUGCUCUAAUACUGUGCCUCACUGUGUGUUACUGUGUGUUUAAGAUAUUGCUAUUCAAGUACAGAGAGCUAACAAAACCACUCUAAGCUGUGUUACCAUCACUUCAUAGAGCUUACAUUUUCCUACAUACAAUUUUACAACGUUCAUUUUUAAGGAUUUUUUAAAUAACUACUGUAUUAGUUACCAAGAAGUAGAUUAAACAGAACUAGAAGUAUUUGAAGUAUAUUUGAUGGCAAUAAUAUUAGGUAAGAUUGACUGAGGUUAUUUUGUAAGCUGUGUACUUUAAGGGGAUCAUGAUCAAAACUCUCAGUCUAAGGGCAGCUCACUGCUUAUGUAUUAUUUUUUGUUUGAAUGUUAUAAAUAUAAAGCUUGCAGCUAAAUAUGGUUUUAAAAGUAGUCAGCUUUUAGUUUGACCCAAAACCUAAAGGUUUUACAUUUUUCUACAGUACAAAAGUGAUAUUAUGAUCUGGUAUUGUUGUACGUAAUAUUUUACUGUGUUUUAAUGUUUCUCCAUUGUGCUGUUUUCUAUCAUAUGUUACGCAAUGUUAAAACAAGAACAAAUACUUUGUAUUUUUAUAAAUAAA